Molecule: messenger RNA, 978 nt
Organism: Bombyx mandarina (wild silkworm)
Lineage: Eukaryota; Metazoa; Arthropoda; Insecta; Lepidoptera; Bombycidae
Gene: Iyd
Product: Iodotyrosine deiodinase
Cellular component (GO): plasma membrane
Molecular function (GO): oxidoreductase activity
Source: RefSeq, a predicted model, not a curated record
CAGCCCUGAGUAAACGUAUCGAGUAAUUUUUAAAAAUGAAUAUUAUAUCGCUAAUUGUUUGGACAUUGGAGAAGAACUGUUUUAUCGUGUACACAGCAUUAAUAGUUUGUUUUAUCGGCUUCACGAUAUUCCACAAGAACAGAUUGGAUAUUCAUUACAGGAAUGUUGAAAUAAAGAGAGAAAAAUUGGCGCGAACCGGCCCAAAGAAAAAAGAACGUGAAUUCCCUGAUGAUGGGGACGAUGACCCAGAGUUACUCCUGCCAGCAAUCCCGGAAGACACUCCGCACAUACCUUACCGACCUCCGAGGAAAUCCGAUGAAGAAAUCCUUCAGAAGUCCAGGGAAUAUUAUGAGCUGAUGGCCAAAAGGCGAACGGUCAGAUGUUUUAGCGCUGAGCCUAUACCUCAGGAAGUCUUGGAUAAUAUUGUGAAGACUGCUGGCACUGCACCAUCAGGCGCUCAUACUGAACCCUGGACCUUUGUAGUGGUCCAAGAUCCACAAACUAAGGAGGCAAUCCGCGAGAUUGUAGAACAAGAAGAGGAAUUAAACUACACCCAGAGGAUGUCCAGACAAUGGGUGACUGAUCUCAAACCUUUUGCCACGAAGCCAAGCAAACCUUACCUAUCUGAAGCACCAGCUUUAGUUCUGGUCUUCAGACAGGCGUACUCCUGGAGAUCAGAUGGAAAGAAACGGAUGCAUUACUAUAGUGAGAUCAGCACGGCCAUCGCAGCAGGAUUUCUGCUAGCAGCCAUUCAGUACUGCGGCCUAGUGGCGCUUACAUCGACACCUCUAAAUGCCAACGCUCGUCUCCGGGAUCUCCUCUCGAGACCAGCCAAUGAGAGACUGGAACUCCUUCUGCCGGUAGGAAGGCCGCACAAGGAAACAACUGUACCUGAUUUAGAUAGAAAGCCUUUAGAAGAGAUCAUGCUUAAGAUCUGAACUGCUGCUUAGUUUUAAUAGCUCAUCCAAAUGACUGAAU